Tremella mesenterica DSM 1558 is the source of this 1527-nucleotide messenger RNA. RefSeq lists its product as uncharacterized. Gene Ontology annotation, cellular component: replication fork; Rad51C-XRCC3 complex. Gene Ontology annotation, molecular function: ATP-dependent DNA damage sensor activity; ATP binding; four-way junction DNA binding. Bases 1 to 1527 code for a protein of 508 amino acids. The transcript is spliced from 3 exons. Gene Ontology annotation, biological process: telomere maintenance via recombination; double-strand break repair via synthesis-dependent strand annealing; t-circle formation. Lineage: Eukaryota; Fungi; Basidiomycota; Tremellomycetes; Tremellales; Tremellaceae. The record is from RefSeq and is a predicted model, not a curated record.
AUGCCUGUCGCCGAGUACGACGAUGCGACUUCUUUGAUCAAGUCAAUCAGUCAAGCUAUAACACCUCGUUCUUGUACGGUGUCGGAGCUUCUUCGAAACUCUCAAACGAAUCGAGUCGUUGGGCAGGGCAGUGGAAGAGAAGAUCCUGAUAAUGAAGGAGUUGAACAUAUGAGAGGAUGUGUAGAAGAGACAUGGUUGAGUACUGGAGAUACUGGUCUAGAUGGGCUUUUAGGAGGUGGGGUAAGGAUUGGUACAGUGACUGAGAUUGCUGGAGAGAGUGCUUCGGGCAAAUCUCAUCUUGCCAUGUCACUCGCUCUAUGUGCUCAACUACCACCUUCGACACAACCAGGAGGUACCAUUAUUCUCACUUCCGAACGUGAUCUCGCCACUGGUCGUCUAGUCCAACUUGCUCAAUCUCUGCUUUUUCAUCAUACAGCUUCUUCCCCCAGUCCUCCAACAGAGUCUUUACCCAGCGUAAGAGACUUGUUAGGAAACAUUCGAACAAUGCGUAUUGCCGAGAUAUCAGAUUUAGAACAUUGUUUAACAUAUCAAAUUCCUGCUUUACUUUCUUCACUCCUACCUGCGAAUCGAUCUUCACUCCUAGGACCAUCACCUACCCCACUCAAUCAAUCAUUACCUUCCGAAACCACUAUCAAUGCUCCUGCUCCAUCUGUCACUGUCAUUGCAUCCGACCCGCCUAUCAUGACUGCACCCACUGUACCUGUUCAACCUAUACCACCCCAAUCGACUAUCGCAGUUCACACUUCGGGAAAACUCCCUGUCAAAUUAAUAGUUCUCGACUCUAUCACCGCUCUCAUGAGAGGUACCGACGUUCGUUCCGUUUCAGCCAUUGGAUUAGCCCAACGAUCACGCUAUCUUUGUUCAGUGGCAGAUUCUCUCAAAGCACUGGCAGUAGCAUAUAAUCUCGCCGUGGUAGUGAUCAAUCAAGUCAGCGAUGUCUUUUCCCGUCUACCCAUAUCAACAUUCACAUCAUCACCAGUUUCUCAAUCUGUAAUGGAAGAAGACGCUCCUCCAAUGUUAUACGCGACGCAAAAACGUUGGUUCUCCGGAGAAUCAGAUUUACUUGGGAAAGAAGCUAGUUUGGGGAUCGUAUGGGCCAACGCUGUGAACACUCGGAUCAUGCUCAGUCGAACGGGUAGAAGAAGACUUUUAAAUCAAGAACAUCCUUCUCAAGGUAAGAAAGGUGAUGGAUCACAAAUGGAAGAUAUAAGACCUACUUUGGUGAGAAGAGCACAUUUGGUUUUUGGACCUUUUGCACCGGAAGGUAUGAUGGAUUAUGUGAUUACUGAACAAGGAAUAAGGACUUUAGAGGGGAGUUUCAGGAAUGUGGGAAUGGAGAGAAGACGAGAGAGGUCGAAAAGAGAUAAACAGGGUUUGUCAAGGACGGAAGAGGAAGUGGAAAUCAAAGAAGUUGAGCCAGGGGAGAAAGAGGUUUUGGAUGAUAUGGGAGAAUUACCACCUGGGUUUUGGGAUGAAACUCCUAGUAGUCCAGUCAAGGAGUUGUAG